Molecule: messenger RNA, 1085 nt
Organism: Stylophora pistillata
Lineage: Eukaryota; Metazoa; Cnidaria; Anthozoa; Scleractinia; Pocilloporidae
Product: proteasome assembly chaperone 4
Biological process (GO): proteasome assembly
Source: RefSeq, a predicted model, not a curated record
AUGGCGAACGAGCCAGACAGCAACGGAAAAGUUCCUGAACCAGUAGAAUGCAAAUUUACCGUGCACACGUUCUCUGAUACGCUUCUUGAUCAAAAGGUUCAUUUUCAAAUUCUUAAAAUGACAGACAGUUUGUAUGUUUGGAUUGGAACAUCUCCGGAAAUGGGUGCCCUUGCUGUAGCCAUGUGCACUAAAUACGAUCCAGUGCCAUCUGUUGUCAACCUUAUGGGAAAUAAAGCUGAUCUAAGCUCAACUACCUUGGCACAAAGGCUUGCUAAGAAGACCAACAAACAGUGCUUUGUGAGUUAUAACAUACCAACAGAAAACAUGCUGCUAGGCUUAGUGGAACAAAGAAUUAACCAGGAAAUGAAAGAAAAACCACAGCUUUUCUAAACAGUGUUCAAAGUCUCUGGUUGCCCGGAAAGACAUGUUCUUUUCUGCAAUAAGGAGGGUAAUGACAAAUCAGAAGUAGAGUCAAGACAUUUUAUCCUGAAAUGUGAUAACAGAAAGAUGAUUUCUACAUCUCUUGCUUUGUACCACAAUUUACACCAUGGUCACCAGCCAUUACAUUUGAAACCACAUUUUUGAGAAGUACUUUGAUAUCAGACUUGAGAGAAUUGGCCGAUGAAGUUUAAUAACAUGGUGGUUGUUGGAAUACGGAAGACUUUGCAAGACUGUGAAGGGUACAGUUUAAAAAGCAGUUACUGCUGGAAACAGAUCUUGCUGUUGUUUUGAAUUGAAGUUUACUGGUAACUCUAUUAAAGUUUGGUGAUCUUUUGAGGAGGGAAAGGUUUCUCAUCCAACAGUGAAGCAAGAGAUCAGGGCUGAACACUAACUUUUCAACUUACUGGCCAUGUGGCUACUGACAUCUUAGAUGUUGCAACAAUUUCAUUUUGUUUACUAGCCAAACUGGCUGGUGGAAAUUGAAAACCACAAGCCAAAACUGAACUUGUACUAGUCUGGCUAGUUGGGUACUGUUAAUGUCAAGCCCUGGAGAUGCCUAGUAUGUGAAGUGUGCAAGGGUUUUGCAAGAACAGGAGAAUCAUUUCAUUAUGUAAUAAAUACAACAAUUUACAGGAGAAUGAGAA